GUGUUUGUAUUUUUGAAGAUGUCAGCCCUUAAACAGAGUCAUGUUUUGUGCUGUUAGCGGCUGUAUGUUUUCAUUAGGUGUCCUUAGAGGAAACCUUCACCAACAAAACGUUUUAUCUUUUUAUUUCUAACUUUCAGCUGCUGCUUUUAUCGCGACAACAACGUUUGAGCUGUUUGUCUGCAGCGGCACCAUGGCCAACCUGGAGCAGUGGGUGAGCGACCGUCUGCACGACAUCCUGGGUCUGAGCGACAGGUACGUCUCUCAGUUCAUGAUCGGCAUCGCUCGGAAAGCGUCCAGCGCCGAGGACUUGGUGGGUCGUCUGGAGCAGACGGGGACGAUCGACAUCGAUCCGAGCGUGUCGGCCUUCGCCAAGGAGCUCUUUGAAAAGAUUCCUCGCCAGCAGGCCGCGGAGAAGCCGUCCAGAGCGUUGGAGCGACAGGCCCUGGAGAUGGAGAGGAAGAACCGCACGUACACGCUGCUGGAGGACAGCGACAGCGCCGAGGAGGCCGACAGAGAGAAGCAGAAGGGAAAGAGGAAAAGCAAAGGCAAGGAGCGAGGAAACAAGAAGAAACACAUCCGGCAGAAACAAGCCAGCGAGUCUUCGAGUGAGGAAGAGACGUCGAAAAGGGGAGAUUCUGGUCGAGACGCUCAGACGUCUGUGAAGAGAGAAGAGGAGGAGGAGGAGGAGUGGGAGAAGGAGGAGCGAGAACGCCUGCAGGACAUCGAGGAGAGGGACGCCUUCGCUCAGAGGGUCCGGCAGAAGGACAAAGACAAGACGCGGAACAUCGCGGAGCGCACGGACAAAAAGGCGUACGAAGAAGCUCAGAAACGUCUGAAGAUGGCCGAGGACGACCAGAGGAACAUGCUGCCGGAGCUGAGGAAACGCUCCCGCUGGGACUACCUGAAGAAGAGGGAGGCGGAGAAGCUGGAGGACCUGGAGGCGGAGAUCUUAGACGAGGAGUACCUGUUCUCCUCGGCCGAGCUGACGGAGAGGGAGAAGAAGAGCCUGGAGUACAAACGCACCGUCAGAGACCUGGCCAAAGACUACAAACAGGCCGGAGCCAAGGAGCAGGAGGAGAGGAGGAACAGAUACUACAUGCCUGAGGAGACCAGGAGGAAGGAGGUCCCGCAGAAGGACCUGGAGCUGGAGGAGACCCCCAUGGAGCUGGGGGGGGAGCAGGGCCGCUGGGAGGAGGAGAGGCUGAAGACGGCCUCGCUCAGCUUCGGGGCCAAGAAGGAGCGCGAGCUGGGCCUGAAGGAGGAGCAGGAGCGCUACCAGCUGAUCAUGGAGGAGGACGAGAUGAUCGACUUCGUCAGCACGGCCAUCACCAUGAAGGGGACGCGCUCGCAGCAGGAGCAGGAGGAGGCGGCUCUGUCCCAGGCCGAGGUGAAGAAACGCUCCAUACAGGAGGUGCGACGCAGCCUCCCCAUCUUCCCCUACAGAGACGCCCUGCUGGCCGCCAUCCAGGAGCACCAGAUCCUGGUCAUCGAGGGCGAGACCGGCUCAGGAAAGACCACCCAGAUCCCUCAGUACCUGCUGGAGGAGGGCUACACCUCAGGAGGGAUGAAGAUCGGCUGCACACAGCCUCGCAGAGUGGCCGCCAUGUCUGUGUCCGCCAGGGUGGCCGAAGAGAUGAGCGUGAAGCUCGGUAACGAGGUGGGUUACAGCAUUCGUUUUGAGGACUGCACAUCAGAGAGAACCGUGCUGAAGUACAUGACAGAUGGCAUGCUGCUGCGAGAGUUCCUCACAGAACCGGACCUGGCCAGCUACAGCGUCGUCAUCAUCGAUGAAGCUCACGAGCGCACGCUCCACACGGACAUCCUGUUCGGCCUGAUCAAAGACAUCGCCAGGUUCCGACCCGACCUGAAGGUUCUGGUGGCGAGCGCCACGCUGGACACGGAGCGGUUCUCCUGCUUCUUUGAUGACGCUCCCGUGUUCAGGAUCCCCGGCAGGAGGUUCCCCGUCGACAUCUUCUACACCAAGGCUCCUGAGGCAGACUACCUGGAUGCCUGUGUGGUCUCGGUGCUGCAGAUCCACGUCACUCAGCCUCCUGGAGACAUCCUGGUCUUCCUCACUGGACAGGAGGAGAUCGAAGCCUGCUGCGAGAUGCUGCAGGAGAGGUGCAGGCGGCUUGGGUCCAAGAUCGCCGAGCUGCUCAUCCUUCCCAUCUACGCCAACCUGCCGUCCGACAUGCAGGCCAAAAUCUUCACGCCGACUCCACCUGGAGCCCGCAAGGUGGUGGUGGCCACCAACAUCGCAGAAACGUCUCUGACCAUCGACGGCAUCAUCUACGUCAUCGACCCCGGCUUCUGCAAGCAGAAGAGCUACAACGCCCGAACCGGCAUGGAGUCGCUCAUCGUCACGCCGUGCUCCCGGGCUUCAGCCAAUCAGAGAGCGGGCCGAGCCGGCAGAGUGGCUGCUGGGAAAUGUUUCCGUCUCUACACGGCCUGGGCCUUCAAACACGAGAUGGAGGAGACCACGGUCCCUGAGAUCCAGAGGACCAACCUGGGGAACGUGGUCCUGCUGCUGAAGAGUCUGGGUAUCAACGACCUGAUCCACUUUGACUUCAUGGACCCGCCUCCUCACGAGACUCUGGUUCUGGCUCUGGAGCAGCUUUACGCUCUAGGAGCCCUGAACCACCUGGGAGAGCUCACAAAGGUACAAAUGUUCAGAGGAGGUUCUGACAGUGGCAGCCAUGCUGUCGGUCAACAACGCCAUCUUCUACCGGCCCAAAGACAAAGUGGUGCACGCCGACAACGCCAGGAUGAACUUUGUGGUUCCUGGAGGAGACCACCUGGUGCUGCUGAACGUCUACACACAGUGGGUGGAGAGCGGCUACUCCACGCAGUGGUGCUACGAGAACUUCAUCCAGUUCCGCUCCAUGAGGAGAGCCCGGGACGUCCGGGACCAGCUGGAGGGCCUGAUGGACCGCAUCGAGGUGGAGGUGUUGAGCUGCCAGGGAGACAACAUCCCCAUCCGCAAGGCGGUGACGGCGGGGUACUUCUACCACACGGCCCGGCUCAGUAAAGGUGGCUACAAGACGGUGAAGCACCAGCAGAUGGUCUACGUCCACCCCAACAGCUCGCUGUUCGAGGAGCAGCCCCGCUGGCUCAUCUACCACGAGCUGGUCUUCACCACCAAGGAGUUCAUGAGACAGGUGAUUGAGAUCGACAGCAGCUGGCUGCUGGAGGUGGCUCCUCACUACUACAAGAGCAAAGAGCUGGAGGACAGCAGCAGCAAGAAGAUGCCCCGGAAACAGGGCAAGGCCAAGGAGGAGCUGGGCUGAGGACCGCCGGAGCACCGGGCGUGAGCGGGACAAGCUGAAGGGACAAACGUCCCCCCGUCAGGACAAACAUCCCCCCGUCAGGACAAACGUCCCCCCGUCAGGACAAACGUCCCCCCGUCUGUAAUACCAGCAGGUUUAUGGACCAGGUUCUGUUGAAGUGUUGGACAGGCGUUCAGGGAAAACUGGGCCCGGCACUCUUACAGGUUUAAUCAUAAACCAGAACCAGGAAACGGGCGGCUCGGCCCAACAGAACUUUACCACUGAAGCAGCUAAAGUUUCCAUUCAUUUCCCUGUUUUAUGUCCCUGCU
Austrofundulus limnaeus is the source of this 3595-nucleotide messenger RNA. It is a transcript of the gene dhx16, whose product is annotated as DEAH (Asp-Glu-Ala-His) box polypeptide 16. The record is from RefSeq and is a predicted model, not a curated record. Gene Ontology annotation, molecular function: RNA binding; ATP binding; helicase activity. Gene Ontology annotation, cellular component: intracellular anatomical structure; catalytic step 2 spliceosome. NCBI's taxonomy places the organism in Eukaryota, Metazoa, Chordata, Actinopteri, Cyprinodontiformes, Rivulidae.